GUUUCACUGCAAUAAUACUAGCAAGUCUGGAAUAACAUGAGAGUAAACUAAUGACAGAAUUUUGGGUGAACUAUCCCUUUAAAUUUAACCAGCGUACUCAUGUUGUCAUUUUUAUUCAACAGAAGGGUAAAGUAUCAUUUAUUUUUCAGCUAUUUUACGAUUUUAUUUGCGUUUGAAAGAAUACUGCAUCAGUUGGCAUACACUUGUCAGUCUAUGUAAACUCCCUGCAUCUGCAAAGGGAGUGGAUCUGCCAUCCCUUCCCCCAUCACCACCACCAUCAUCACCGCCGGACCAGUGAGCACCAGGCUCGGUACAUCAUUUCACCGUUAUGGCAAAUGAAUUCCCACAAAACAGAGAAGGAACUGCCAACUCACGCCAUGCCAAUCUCACGUCGUCUCUGGACCUGAGCACGUCUCUAGAUCACAGCGUGCAGACGCGGAUUUUUAAAAUCAUUGUCAUCGGGGACUCAAAUGUGGGUAAGACCUGUUUAACCUUCCGCUUCACCGGCGGAGCCUUCCCCUGCAAGACUGAAGCCACAAUCGGCGUGGAUUUCAGGGAGAAAGCCGUGGAGAUCGAGGGCGAGAAAAUAAAGGUACAAGUAUGGGACACAGCAGGCCAGGAGCGCUUUCGGAAGAGCAUGGUGGAGCACUACUACCGCAACGUGCAUGCUGUCGUAUUUGUGUACGACGUCACAAAAAUGGCCUCAUUCCAGAACCUAAAGACCUGGAUUCAGGAGUGUAACGGGCACGGGGUGUCAUCCUCAGUCCCUCGUGUUCUGGUGGGAAACAAAUGCGAUCUAGUUGACCAGAUCCAGGUCCCUUCCAACACUGCCCUUAAGUUUGCCGAUUCCCAUAACAUGCUACUGUUUGAAACAUCAGCCAAAGAUCCCAAGGAGAGCCAGAACGUGGACUCCAUUUUCAUGUGCCUCGCAUGUCGUCUAAAAGCCCAAAAGUCCCUGAUCUACAGAGAUGUGGAGAGAGAAGACGGCAGAGUGAGGCUGACACAUCAGCCCGAUCCUAAGAGUAACUGCCCGUGCUGAGGACCUUAAACUGUGAAAUUAUUAACACUGAUGAUAAUUCACAAUGCAAGAAUGUGCCUGCAACUAAUUUUAGUUACUUUAUGACAGCUGCUCCAUGAACUAUCCUUGUUUCUGUGUGUGUGUGUGUGUGUGUGUGUGUAUAUGUGUGUGUUUGUGUAUGCUAUCUCACAUGUUGGUAAAUCCCACAAAAACAGUCAAGAAUAUGUCCGGGUCAUAUUUUAUCUCAAAAUCAAAAGAAAGAAAUGAGAAAUAAAAUAAAGCCACAUUUGCAUUGUGACAUUAUUUUCAUGACAAUUAAGCACAUUUCCCCCAAAAUUCACAUUACUGUAAUGAAAAAAAAAAUCUUACUUUCAUUAUUGUAAUGCUAAACAAUUUAUAUAUUAUUGUUAUUAUUAUUAACACAUUUAAUUUUUGCUGAUUUAAAUAAAACAAUAUUGUAUAAAUAGAAUCUUAUGACAAUCAUCAUUAUUUUAUAAUUACAAAAUAAGUAGUUUACUCAAAAGUAAAACAUCAGGUGCAUUAUUUUGAGAUUUUUGGCGAAGAAAAAAUGAGAAAAAAAAUCUGCAAAAAUAUAAUGGCCCUACAAUAUGCUUCAUUUUCAUCAUCAAAAGAAAAAUGUGAGCUUGACAGGUUUACUCAAUAUAUCACCCAUGUGUAGAAGAAUGAUUUUUGAUCCCUCAUGCUUAAUUUAGCGAACAAUUUAUAUGCAAAAUACCACUUAAAAGUAACCUUUAAAUGAAUGAAGAGACGUGACAUUUGUUAUUUGGUUCUUUCACACAUUCAUUUGGGUUCAUCCAUCAGCACAUAACAUCUCCAACGUCAUUGGCUGAUGGUCUUAAAGGGAUAGUUCACCCAAAAAUAAAAGUUCUGUCAUCAAUUAUUCACUCUCAAGUUGUUCCAAACCUGUAUGAGUUCCUUUGUUCUGCCGAACAUACACACAUACACACACAAAAAUAAUAAUAAUAAUAUUUUGAAGAAUGUGGAUAACUAAACUGUUUCUGGUCCCCAUUGACUUCCAUAGUAUUUUUUAAUACGAUGGAAGUCAAUGGGGACCAGCAACUGUUUGGCUACCCACAUUGUUCAAAAUAUCUUUGCAUGUGUGUGUGUUCAACAGAACAUAGAAACAUACACAUUUGGAACAAAAUGAGGGUGAGAAUUUUCAUUUUUGGGUGAACUAUCCCUUUAAGGUUUUAGAUGUCCGGGAACUGCACAUGGAAUCCAAACCCUUCAGCACUGCAUGAGAGUUUUUACAAUGAUCAUUCAAAUGUUUGUGUUGCCUUAAAACAUAUUUAUUUGUUGUUGUUGUUUUUCCCCUAGCCUUCUAGUUACUCCUUGCUAAAAUAUUUCUAACAUUAACCCUCACUAACAGCAUGGAUGUAUUUGAAACUCAUUAAAAUUAUGGAAAUAUUAAAACAUUCUGAUAGUUAGUUAGCAUUAAAUAGUUUAGUGACCCAACAAAAUGCUUAAUGUAAUCAGAUGCCACUCAUAAUUCACAUGCACAUUGUGAACGAGUGUAACCGUGUGGGAAGUUUUAUGUAGCAUCACACAGUAUUUCACCAGCUUAAAGUGGUUCUUCCAAAUGCAUAAAGACUCAAAUAUCUACAAAAGCAAGGUUCGAACAGGCUAAUGAUUGUUACAUUUAUAUUCAAAAGAACCAGAAAAUGAUAUUACCAUGACAGAAUGGCAGUGUGAGUGUUUGUGGAAAAUGUUGAUUAUGGAAUAAGAGAGUGUAACUUUGUUUGUUUUGUUAUUAUAAGCUCUACCCACUGCCUAUUGUUUUGUUCCAUUCUUUUGGUUCUACAGAAGAAGUUGCAGUUUUUUGUGUGCGUGGUUUCAAAUGUAUUCAGAUUCAUAAGAGAAUUCUUUGGUUUCAAUAGUUUUAGCCUUAUAUCUGAUGAAGACAUUGAAGCCUUAUGAUUUGUCUUGUUUUGUGCCAUUAUAUGCUGUGUGACGUCACAAUAUGUAUGUUAGGUUUUGAGCACCAAAUUAAAUCUCACAUAUCCUGAA
Molecule: messenger RNA, 3046 nt
Organism: Ctenopharyngodon idella (grass carp)
Lineage: Eukaryota; Metazoa; Chordata; Actinopteri; Cypriniformes; Xenocyprididae
Gene: rab33a
Product: RAB33A, member RAS oncogene family
Exons: 2
Coding region: 329-1039 (236 amino acids)
Biological process (GO): Rab protein signal transduction
Cellular component (GO): endosome; Golgi apparatus
Molecular function (GO): GTP binding; GTPase activity
Source: RefSeq, a predicted model, not a curated record